GUUUAUGAACUUGUUACAGAAGCAGAAAUACGUGAAGCUCAGAAUUCUUUAGCAGUUCAACUUGAGCCACGGGUCAAGAGCCUCUUAUCAAAAGCUGAAGAUAUGUUAAAAGAAUUAGAAAAACGCGAGAAUAUGCUCCAGGAGGAGGCAGACCAGCGUGAACAUGAAUUGGAUGCGGAAUUAAAAAAGGCACAGUUAGAUUCUUUGCAAUAUUCGACUAGAAAAAAUGGGCAUGCAAAAUCUCCUACAAUUUCUAUGAGGCAAUCGGGACAGACGCUUGUGGCUCAGUUAGAAGAAGAAUAUAAUCAGAAGGAAACGGAGCUUCAACUUCAAAAGCAAAGGGUUGCAACUGAAAAAAGACCAUCCGCAAUUAAGGCGCCAAAAAAAAAAUCCACGAGAAAAAAGUCUUUAAGUUUCAAUGCUCUGGCGGCAGUAGAGGAACAAAUUAGGGAUAUAGACAUCCUGAUUGGGGAAAAACGCGAAAUUUUGGAUGAGCAACAAAGUUUAUCAUUAGAAGUUUUGCAGGCUGCAGAAACACCGCUGGAUGAGG
Molecule: messenger RNA, 550 nt
Organism: Racocetra persica
Lineage: Eukaryota; Fungi; Glomeromycota; Glomeromycetes; Diversisporales; Gigasporaceae
Source: the annotation of a GenBank genome assembly